Molecule: messenger RNA, 818 nt
Organism: Calliphora vicina (urban bluebottle blowfly)
Lineage: Eukaryota; Metazoa; Arthropoda; Insecta; Diptera; Calliphoridae
Exons: 1
Coding region: 28-711 (227 amino acids)
Source: RefSeq, a predicted model, not a curated record
UCAAAUAUCCACAAUUUAUUACCUAUAAUGAAAAAUUCUUUAAAAACUACUGAAAUAGUAUGUACGUGUCCUGUAAGAACCACAACAACACACCAUGCACAUUUCUUGCAAUAUGGAAAAAUUAAGUCACCAAUUAUAGCCAAGAUGCAGAGACCUUCUGAUAUAGAACUAAUAAGCGGUCACAUUGGAAAUAACCUACAAUUGAAUAAUCAACAAAUGAAAAGUAAAGUAUGGCCAGAGGUGAUGCUAUACGCCGAGAAUUAUGAAGAUUUUCUAAAACGAUUGAAAUAUUGCAAAAAUGAUUUAUUUGAGCUUUAUUUUAAAUGUCCCACAACCGACAAGAAAAUAAUUGAUAGAAUGUUUAAAAAUUUAAACAAAACUACCUAUCAACAGGUAUUCUCUACGGAAAUCUUCACUCCUUGCACCGAAAAGAGACGAUUCGCUAAAUUAGAAAGUCAACCAGUUCGUAUGAAAUAUGAAGAGACAACAUAUCGUACUUAUUUCAGUCGCAUUAAAGAAUUGGAACGUUUUAAAGAAAUACUGCAAGGUGUGGCAAUUAAGGAAAGUAAAGAUGAGCUAAAAAAUGAUUUGAAGAAAAUUCAACAUUAUGGUCGAACUACAUACCAAGAUGAAAUAUCAGUAUUGGGUAGACUGUUUGCUAAGUCGACAUUGUCUGGGCCCAUUGAUCGUUAUACUUUGAGAAAGAUUUAAUGUGAAAAUACUUACACUUUUUCCCAUUCAUGGAAUAAUGGUAAAAUUUUUGUUGUAUGUGGAACUGGCAUAAAAAUCAUUGAGUAUUUUAGAAAAAUAUUAGUGUC